Messenger RNA from Neoarthrinium moseri, 3786 nucleotides. RefSeq lists its product as uncharacterized. The record is from RefSeq and is a predicted model, not a curated record. Gene Ontology annotation, cellular component: cytoplasm; RNA nuclear export complex; nucleus. Gene Ontology annotation, molecular function: small GTPase binding; RNA binding; nuclear export signal receptor activity. Gene Ontology annotation, biological process: RNA export from nucleus; protein export from nucleus. Bases 1 to 3786 code for a protein of 1261 amino acids. Lineage: Eukaryota; Fungi; Ascomycota; Sordariomycetes; Amphisphaeriales; Apiosporaceae. The transcript is spliced from 8 exons.
AUGGCGAACCCGGCCAACGCAAACGGGGACAUGUCCAACGGCAUGGCCGUCCUGCCCAGGAUCCACGAGGCCCUCGAGCUCAUCCACAACCCGCACUCCGCGAACCAGACCCGCCAAGAAGCCCAGCAGUUCCUGGAGGAGGUCAAGAACCUCGACGAAGCUCCCUCGCAUGGCUACACGCUCGCCUCGGACAAGGGCCAGUCCCCCGUCGUCCGCCACUACGCCCUGUCGUUGCUCGAGCACGCUAUCAAACACAAGUGGUCCAAGUACUCGGAAGACCAAGCAGCAACUCUGCGCCAGUGGGUCAUGAGCCUUGCGCGGGACAUCGCCAGGGAAGACCCGUCCUAUAUACGGAACAAGAUUGCUCAGCUAUGGGUGGAGGUGGCCAAGCGCUGUUGGGCCGGUUCGUGGAUGGACAUGGACUCCCUGCUUGUCCAGCUAUGGCAGGUACCCGAGUCGGCCGUCCACAAGGAGCUGGUGCUGCUCAUUCUCGAGACCCUGUCGGACGAGAUCUUCAGCUCAGACGACCCCGCCGUCGCCGAGCGAGAAGGGCUCCUUAGCAAGGCGUCAGUCGAGAUAUUCACGCCUUCCGCGGUUCUGCGCGAGACCUUCCCCAACCGGGAAGCAGGGCCUGAUGUCAGGUGCGGCGACGAGGGUUGGCUGACGAGGAUCACCGGCUUCUUGGGCCAGUGCCUGUCCGGCGACCUGCAGAACAACGAGGAGCUGCGGAACUGUGCUGUUCGUGCCUUUGCCGUCUUGUUCUCGCUCAUGCCCUGGGUCAUCCCCAAUGCCGCCACCGCGACUGGCUGUGUACCAGCCAUUUGCCAAGGCCUUCGGGCCUCGCAUAUCUCGGUGCAGAAGGGUGCCCUGGAAGCUAUGCACGCCCUUUACUCCCGCACUAGCUUGGUCGACCAAGAAUUUCUCGAUCUCGUCGUGCCCCUAUACAACAGCCAAUGCAUCGAGCUGCUGACGCAGUUGUUCGAAUGGUCAACCGUCGACGCAGAGGACAUCGACGACGACAAGUAUCAAGUUGGCAAGAAGCUUUCGGAGGUCAUCUCGUUUCUCGGCAACUAUCUGGACCGACGUUUUGCUGUCCUGCCCAAAGAUCCCGAGCGUGUGGACUUCCAAGGGUUCCUGCGAUUGCUCCUGCUCGUGGCCCAAAGCCAGAGCAUGAUAGUGUCUAUCCCGGUGCUCGUCACCUGGGCCCGAUUGCUGGGGCACAGGUCCUUGGGCCGUAACAUUGCUGAGCUCCCGACAUUUGUCGGCCCACUCCUGGAACUCUGUGGCUCGAGGUUGGUCCGGUACGAGAGCCUACCAGAGGACACACAGGAUCCAACCUUCCUCUUUCUCUUGGAAGACACCGAUACCAUCCCUGAGCGCCACGCAUUUCUUGGCAAUUAUAGACGAUAUGCAUCUAGCGUUAUUGAACAUAUAGUCCAGCUGAAGCUCGCCGAUGCCGUCUCGCAUAUCUUGAGUCAGACGGAGAAUAUCCUGCAACACCUCUAUGAUGGCCAACCCCCCUUUGACCCGACAAACUACUCAAAGAGCUCAGCAUCGGUGCUGCGAAUCGACGCACAGGCCACAGUCAUUGAAGCAGCGCUCCGCGGAUGCAUGAAAUGGCGAGGCAAAACGGAAGCCGAUGAGCAAAGCAUCACAGCACUGGAGGAGACUCUGGAGCAGUGGGCAAAUCGCGUUCUUGCCAUGUCCUUCGAAGAUCCCUCCAUCCGCAGGCGCAUUCUCCAGCUCCUAGUGGCAUUCUCCACGACAGCUCUUGAUAGGAAGCCGGGCUUCAUGCUCAAGGUCCUAGAGCAUAUCCUAGUGACAUGGCCUGCCCCGCAGCCAGAGUAUCGUCAGUUUAACGAUGCGAUUAAGGAUUUGCAGACAGAGAGCAUGGUCGAGCUUUCGAGACUGGCGGCAAAGAUGCCUGAUCAUCUCUUGGACGUCUACGACCAGAUCUCUGCCAAGGUCAAUGAUAUGAUUGCUUCGGGGACGAUGGAUGAGAAACGUCAGAUAACUUAUCAGACGUUCCUCUUCACCAUCAUCCACCGAUGCAGUCGACUGGAUAAAGCCACAAAGGUUCAGAAGCUCCAGGAAUUUAUGGAGCCAAUCCGCACGCAAUGGCGCAACGAGAACAUGAAAGGUGCCCUAGCAUCGUAUGGUGGGUUCUGCGAGAUGCUUGCUCUCGAUAAGGUCCAGAACUACCUUGCCAGGAAAAGAGUGCACGAGGUCAAAGACUGGGGUGCGAUGCCCCUCGACGACGAGGGCAAAGCUCUUCAGAACGAGCUUGAGGAGCGACAAGCCGCACUCCCCCUCCGGCCUACCAAGUCUGUCUUGACAGCAUCCGUGGAGAAGAUCGACAAGAACACGGUUCCGUAUGCUACUGCUUGUGACAUCUGGUCCGACGCAUUCCCCCUGAUUCUUCCGGAUCUGCUCAAAUUCUUAGACCAUGCACAUGCCUCGUCAACGCCAGAUAACUGGGCUGGCCUACCUCCGGAGAUGAGAUCUACAGUAGUAGGUCGCGUUCUCACCGAUCGGUUUUGGCAGGCUGGUAUCUCAGAGGGAUCCAAGGACGAGUUCUACGCCCGAGUCCUCGACAAAAAGCACACUAUGGAGGGGCUUGGCUCCACCAUUCGAGGCACUAUCCGCUUCGUCAGGGAAUCAGUAUAUGCAAUUCUGUACUGCAUGAGCCGCUUGGACAUGCAAUUCUACGGCUUUGGCGAAUUGCCAGGUCCCCUAGCCCACUCGCUCCUGGCAAAUUCAUACUCACUAUCUCCCCAUCAACAGAUUAACCUACUCAAUCUGGUCCGGUUCCUAGUGGACAAUUGCCCCACCGAGCUUCGAGACCAUUUCCUUCCGCCACUCAUGGCAGCCUGUUUCCAGCAAAUGGACGCCAAGAUCACCUCGGAAUGGGAAAAGCUGGAGAAUCAAAAGGCGAUCCAGGCCGACCGAGACGACCUCGGAGAGGAGAUGAAAUCGGAAAGCAUCCUGAGACAACUCUCGUAUACGGGUGUGAUGAUGGUGGCUGAUUUCCUAGAUCCUGCUAGGAUGAACCUGCCGCUGUCCAAACCCGACGGUAUAUCGAAAAAAUAUGCCACACUCCGCAAAUUCUGCCUGAUGCAGUCGGAGAUUGUGGAACCGCUACUCAUGUUCUGCACACACGUCAUCCGGAUCCGCGACACGAGAUGCUGUAGCGUCAUGCUGCGGGUUUUCCGCUCCAUCGUCCCCGAGUUCCGGACUGUCGAGGGAAUGGAGGUCAAGACGGAAAGCGACAAGAACAACAACGUUGAUACCUCGCCCAUCCCAGCCGCGACGGCAUCCGUCAUCCGUGAGUACUUCUCGACCGACGUCUUGAAGGCAUGCAUACAGUCCAUCAACGAACCCUACUUCGUCGAGCUGCAGAAGGAACUCGGUUCCCUGAUUGCCACGAUUAUUGCCUACUACAGCUCGCUCACACCAACACCGAGGAACAUGAUCCUAUCUGUCCCGAAUCUUAAGCAGGAGUCGGUGGACGAUGCCAUUGGUAAGAUCACCAACACGGGGAACUCGAAGCUGCAACGCAACUACGUCCUUGAGCUCUUCAGGGAACUGAAAGGCGUAAGCAUCUCCGAGAUGGGCAAGCUGAGCACGAGCAUUGGGGGUCUGUCGUCAUCGAGGAAGUCUGGCAAGAAGGGGUCCCGCAGCCAGAUGGCACAGGAGUUCAUGACAGCCCCGCAACCCAAGUCUGGCAACGACAAGGCCGAUCAGGGGGCCGAGCUCGACGGAGUGGCUGGCCUGUUCCAGCAGUAG